This is a messenger RNA of Eimeria tenella, 750 nucleotides long. RefSeq names its product glutathione/thioredoxin peroxidase, putative. Gene Ontology annotation, molecular function: glutathione peroxidase activity. Bases 1 to 750 code for a protein of 249 amino acids. The record is from RefSeq and is a predicted model, not a curated record. The transcript is spliced from 3 exons. Gene Ontology annotation, biological process: response to oxidative stress. Lineage: Eukaryota; Apicomplexa; Conoidasida; Eucoccidiorida; Eimeriidae.
AUGCUUCUGACUCGCGCGACAGCAGCAGCAGCGCCUCGGGUGUUUUCUCGUUUGCUGCCGCGCACCUGCUGGGCAGCUUCCCGCGCUCCUGCUGCUGCUGCUGCUGCUACCGCGCCUGCUGCUGCUGCUGCUGCUGCUGCAGUGACCCGCCAGCAGCGAACCAUGUGGCUCUUCUCCGCCUGGCGCAGCGCAGCAGUGCCCCCCGAGCUGCUUGCUGCUGAUCUUUGGAGCUUAGCAGCAAAAGAUCCCGAAGGAAAAGAAGUUCCUUUAAAAGACUUCAAAGGAAAAGUGCUGCUGAUUACAAACACUGCAACAAAGUGCGGCUUCACGCAGCAGCACCUCAAGCAGUUCCACGACCUCAAGGAAAAAUACGGAGACCAGGGCUUCGAGAUCCUGGCCUUCCCCACGCUACAGUUCAAACAGCAAGAAGAAAAAGACCCUCAGAAGAUGUGCGAAGUUUACAAAAGCUUUAAUGCCAACUUCCCAAUCUUCGCAAUCACUGAAGUCAACGGGCCCAACGCAAACCCCAUUUUCCAGUACUGCAAGUUCAACACGGACGAGCUGUACUCGAAGGGCCAGCUGCAGGCCAUUGGGUGGAACUUUGGAAAGUUUCUUUUGGACAAAGAAGGAAAAGUUUUUAAAUAUUUUGGACCAAGACAAUCUCCUUCGGAAAUGGAAGAAGACAUUUUGCUGCUGCUGCGGGGAGAGGCUCACGGCAAGCAGCGCAACAAGGACGGUUUGCUGCAGUAG